Messenger RNA from Cynoglossus semilaevis (tongue sole), 2829 nucleotides. RefSeq names its product glycerol kinase. Gene Ontology annotation, biological process: triglyceride metabolic process; glycerol metabolic process; glycerol-3-phosphate biosynthetic process. Lineage: Eukaryota; Metazoa; Chordata; Actinopteri; Pleuronectiformes; Cynoglossidae. The transcript is spliced from 20 exons. Bases 176 to 1861 code for a protein of 561 amino acids. The record is from RefSeq and is a predicted model, not a curated record. Gene Ontology annotation, molecular function: glycerol kinase activity. Gene Ontology annotation, cellular component: mitochondrion.
CAACAGGGGUCAUCAGUGAUAAUGUGUGGUGAUGUGAAGUCUGCCGGAAAUGGCGGAGAAGAAGAACUUGACGUGACCCUCCUCUCCUUAAGGACUCUAGAUAGAACAUAACUCAGCUGCUGCUGGUACGUGCUCUCUCUACAGUUCGGUGCUGGGUGAAGGUUCGUGUCUGCCCAUGAACGGCAACAUGGCCGCUUCCUCACACCGGGUCAUGUUGGGUCCGUUGGUCGCUGCCAUCGACCAGGGAACGAGCUCCACCCGGUUUCUGGUGUUUAAUUCAAAGACAGCAGAGCUGCUCAGUCACCACCAGGUGGAAAUCAAACAGAGCUUUCCUAAAGAAGGAUGGGUGGAGGAGGACCCCAAAGAAAUCUUGCAGUCAGUGUACGAGUGCAUGGAGCGCACAUGUGAAAAGCUCACCCAGCUCAACAUAGACAUCUCCAACAUCAAAGCUAUUGGAGUGACCAACCAAAGAGAGACUACACUUGUUUGGGACAAAGAAACAGGAGAGCCUCUCUAUAACGCUAUUGUGUGGCUGGAUCUUCGAACUCAGUCAACAGUCGAACGUCUUAUAAACAAAACACCUGGCAGAAAUAAAAACCAUCUUAAGCAUAAAACAGGCCUCCCCAUCAGCACAUACUUCAGUGCUGUGAAGCUCCGCUGGCUGAUGGACAAUGUACGGGAGGUCCAUGAAGCUGUGGUGUCUCGACGCGCCAUGUUUGGCACUGUCGACUCCUGGCUCAUCUGGUGUUUAACUGGAGGUAAAUCGGGCGGAGUCCACUGCACUGAUGUGACCAACGCCAGCAGGACCAUGCUCUUCAACAUUCACACUCUGGACUGGGACCCAGAACUUUGCAGGUAUUUUGGCGUUCCCAUGGAGAUCUUGCCCAGAGUGAGGAGUUCUUCAGAAAUAUAUGGUCUCAUGAAAUCUGGAGCUCUGUCUGGUAUUCCUAUCUCAGGGUGUUUGGGGGAUCAGUCAGCAGCUCUUGUGGGACAGAUGUGUUUUCAGGACGGCCAGGCCAAAAACACGUACGGAACUGGCUGCUUUCUCCUGCGAAACACUGGUGCUAAGCCUGUAAUGUCUGACCACGGCCUUUUGACCACUGUGGCAUAUAAACUUGGUCGGGACAAGCCGGCGUGUUAUGCCUUAGAGGGUUCUGUAGCCAUCGCUGGGGCGGUGGUUCGUUGGCUACAGGACAAUCUGGGCAUCAUUGAAUCUUCUGAAGAGCUUGAGGAGUUGGCAGCUUCAGUUGGUACGUCCUACGGCUGCUACUUUGUUCCUGCAUUUUCAGGCCUUUAUGCACCGUACUGGGAGCCCAGUGCCAGAGGGAUCAUAUGUGGAUUAACUCAGUUCACUAACAAAAGACAUCUUGCGUUUGCUGCGUUGGAGGCCGUGUGUUUUCAGACGCGAGAAAUACUGGACGCCAUGAAUCAGGACAGUGGUAUCCCCUUAACGCAGCUUCAGGUGGAUGGAGGAAUGACGUCCAACAGGCUGCUGAUGCAGCUGCAGGCCGACAUUCUCUGCAUUCCUGUUGUGAAGCCGUCCAUGCCUGAGACCACAGCGCUCGGAGCAGCGAUGGCAGCUGGAGCAGCAGAAGGAGUCAGUGUGUGGAGUCUAAGUCCAGAGGACCUGAGCGAAGUGACAUCGGAGAAGUUUGAGCCUCAGAUUAACCCUGAAGAGAGUGAACUGCGUUAUGCUAGGUGGAAAAAAGCCGUUCAGAAAUCCAUGAACUGGGAGACGACAGAGCCUGUUGGGAAUUUAAAUGGUGAACCCAGCAUCUUCUGCAGCGUCCCUCUGGGAUUUUACAUAAUCGGCAGCAUGAUGAUGUUGAUUGGUGCAAAAUACAUCACAGGUCACAACUGAGGGUGUUGAAGCAACCUGGGAAACUGGAAUCAAACUGGACCAUCAGAAAACACGAAGCACUUACUGACCUUUAUCAAUUCUUUAUAGUCUUGUUUUUUUUUUUUUUUGCUUAUGACAUUUCAUUGGAGAUUGUUUUUAACAGGUGUGCAUGGAUUUUUUUCUCUUCAUGGUUCAUUACGUGUAUUUACUGUUUUGUUAACUGAUUACAUUAGUUGUACAAAAGAGUAGUUUUUUAAAAACCUUUUUCUUCUAACGUUGUUGUGAUGCAUCAUGGUUUCGGCUUUUGUUGUGUAAACUGUGUACUAACAAAAUUCUGAAUUUGUUUUUCUAACCAUUUGGCAUUGUUACAUAAAACAAGGGAAGGAAUGAAAACGUAACCAUGAAUCGACAGUGUGGUCUGGUAAAGGUGAAUAUGUGGAUUGUAUCAUCAUGUGCAAUGAAUGGCAGCAGAUUUAAACACCGGCAGUGUUCACACUGUGUGUGAUGUAAAAAAAAAAAAAAAGAAAGAAGAUUAAUUUGAUGUUGAUUUAUUUAUUUAAGUGUCAUGAGCUUCUGCUCUCAAAGAAGGUAAAAUCAGACAGAUUUGUUUUUCUUUUUUUUUGCUCUUUAAGUCCAUCUUUGCACAUAAGUGAUGAGAGGAUUGGUGCUAUUGGAAUGUUUGUUUUUUUUUUAAAUAAAAUAUUGAAGAUCAUGUCCCUCUGUAUGUUAGUGUCAGUAACAUGUAGUCAUAAGACUCAGCCUCAGUGAAGUACAUGAGGCUGGGGCAUGACUAUUGGUCUGUUGCCCAACAUCUGUCGCAAUUGCACUCAACUGAUCGGGAACAGAAACAAAGAUGGUCCUUCCACUUGAACUGGUGGUUUGUGUAUGUAAAUGAUCAGAUACACAGGUGACGGGAGACUGAGAACUGGGUGUGUCUCAUGUCCACGCUGUGAGGAGGGUGAAACAAAGAAUAAAUGUUUUUAAAGGAA